Doryrhamphus excisus (bluestripe pipefish) is the source of this 2263-nucleotide messenger RNA. It is a transcript of the gene gtf2f1, whose product is annotated as general transcription factor IIF, polypeptide 1. NCBI's taxonomy places the organism in Eukaryota, Metazoa, Chordata, Actinopteri, Syngnathiformes, Syngnathidae. Gene Ontology annotation, molecular function: TFIIF-class transcription factor complex binding; RNA polymerase II general transcription initiation factor activity; DNA binding. The record is from RefSeq and is a predicted model, not a curated record. Gene Ontology annotation, cellular component: transcription factor TFIIF complex; nucleus. Gene Ontology annotation, biological process: positive regulation of transcription elongation by RNA polymerase II; transcription initiation at RNA polymerase II promoter.
GUGCACUUUAAAUUGUCGUCGUGCGGUUUUAAUCGGUGUUCUACCCCAGAGUUUGAUCAUUAGAAUACAUAAUAUGUGAAUCAUUAAUACUUAUUUGUAUAUAGCUAAAUAAUCAUUAGCAUAUAUACUUAAUUCAAGCCGCGUAUAUUGCGCGGAACAUAUUGUGUCUGUAUUUGUUUCCUCCGAACAACUUUAACUGACGGACUCAUGGCUGAGUGCACCUGAAAUUGUCGUCGUACAAACAAAAGAUUUGUUUUUAAUCAUGUUUCUGUGUUGAAUAUAUCGAAAUAUCAUUUACCAACGGAAAUUGUAACUAUCCUGCCUUGAAGUUGGAAUUCAAGAAAGACCGAAAAUAUGGCAUCACUGGGGAGCAGCAGUUCUUCGUCCACAGAAUACACUGUCCGAGUCCCGAAAAAUACCAGCAAGAAGUACAAUAUAAUGGCUUUCAAUGCAGGGGAUAAAGUCAACUGUUCGACGUGGACACACGCUCGUAUGGAGAGAGACAUGAGUGCUCGGAAGAUUUACGGCGAAGAGGAGACACCGGAGGGUGCAGCCGGUAGUGAGUUUGGCAAAAAGCAGCGUGAGGAAGCGCGUCGCAAGAAAUAUGGAAUUGUGACGCGUGAGUUUAAAUUAGAGGACCAGCCGUGGAUCCUGAAAGUCAACGGCAAAGCCGGCAAGAGGUUUAAAGGUCUGAAGAAGGGUGGCGUGACAGAAAAUGCAUCGUACUACAUCUUUACUCAGUGUCCGGAUGGAGCCUUUGAAGCCUUCCCCGUUCACGGCUGGUAUAACUUUACUCCGCAGGCGAAGCACAGAACUCUCACUGCUGAGGAGGCGGAAGAGGAGUGGGGCAGGAGGAACAAGGUGGUGAAUCACUUCAGCAUCAUGCUUCAGAGACGUCUACGCGAGCAGGAGCGCGGCGACGAAGACGAGGAGGAGAGCGAGAAAGCGGGCAAGAAGAAAAAGAAAAGCGGCGGGCGCGGUGGCGACCUGCGCAUCCACGACCUCGAAGACGACCUGGACAUGAGCAGCGACGACAGUGACAACAGCAUGGGCGACGAUGGCGAAAGCAAGGCAAAGAAGUCAGACGUGGGGAAAGGCAAAGCGAAGAAGAAGAGGAAGGGCAGUGACAAGGAGGCGUUGGAAGAUAGCGAUGACGGCGACUACGAAGGGCUUGAGGUGGAUUACAUGUCAGACGAAAGCAGUUCUGAAGAAGAACCGGAAAACCCCAAAGGAAAACCCAACAAAGAAGAAGAUCUUCCUAAAGGCAUCGACGAGGCUUCUGAAAGUGAGGAGGAGAGCGAGGAGGAGAAACAGAACGAGGAAGAAGUAAAGGAGGAGGAAGAGGAGGAGGAAGGGAAGAAAACACCGGCACAGAUGGAAAAGAAGAAGAAAAAAGACAGCAGUGGCGAGUCGGACAGCUCGGACGACAGUGACAUCGAGGGAGACACGGCUUCUGCUUUGUUCAUGGUGAAGAAGCGUACGCCACCCAAACGAGCAGGCGGGCGGGGUUCUGCGGGAAGCUCUCGGACCGGCAGCCGCCCGGGGACGCCGUCCAUAGACACUGCCGCCACCUCCAACACACUCCGCGCUGCUGCUAACAAGCUUGAGCUAGGUAAAAGACAGACCCAAGGUCCAGGUACCGACUCGCCAGCUGCCAAAAGGCUCAAGAUGGAACCCAGCAGUCAGAGUCCGGCUCCCUCUGGGAAAAGUACACCUCAGCCCCCAUCAGGCAAAUCUACUCCCAGCUCCAGCGAUGUGCAGCUAACAGAAGAAGCGGUCCGCCGAUACCUCAUCCGGAAACCCAUGACGACUAAAGACCUGUUGAAAAAGUUCCAGACCAAGCGCACCGGCCUAAGCAGCGAAAAGACGGUCAACGUGCUGGCGCAGAUUCUGAAACGUCUCAAUCCGGAACGUAAAAACGUUAACGAUAAAAUGCACUUUUACCUCACGGAGUAAAAGGAGACCAUGAGAACAUGUGAUACCGAAUCUGGUGACCACUUCAGGGGGUCAAAAGUUAAAUCGGUAAGCAACUUUUUUUUUCGUUUGGUGACAAAUCGUAUUUUUUACACGUAGACCACUCAGAACUGAUUUGUUCUGUUUCGAUUCUUUUUCUAAUAAAAUAUAGUAUUGCUUGUAUAUGUAAACGCUAUUUUUGGUUGCUUUAGAAUUAGUUAUGAAGGUGCUUCUAGACUUGUAUUGACCAUGCAAAAGAUAUGUCAACAUUAAACAACGCUUAUUGACUCAAAUGUGAUCAUGACAUUUU